AUGAAGGACAUUGCGUUUUUCUUCCUGCCUGCGGGGAUCGGGCUGUCGUGCUUGCUGCUGAGUGGGGUGGCCCUCUUCCAGCGCAUGGCCAUAUCCAUUCAAAAGAGGAGCGUCAACUUCCAGAUUUACAAGUACCAGGUGAACGUCUCAGUGUCAUCCCUAGUCUCCUUUUACGCGUUGCUGCGCCUGGCCUUUACCAUCCUAGAGCUGAAGAACCACAACGAUGAGCAGCACACGUUAGACCCUUCCCUCCACGUCCCCAACGUGCACAGGGCCUACCUCAAAAAGAUGAGACUGCAGAGGAACUUUUGGAUCUUGCUCCUCUGCUCAAUUGCAUGGGUUUUUUACAUUCGAUUCACCUACCUAAUUUUGUACUAUCGAGAGAAGGUUAAGAAGAGCGAUGAGGAAUACGAAGCGGUGAUGGUGCUGAAGGGCACGCUCAACAAGUGCACGAAGGAGGUGGUGGCUCCGAAAGAGGGAGACCGAGUUAAGUACAGCGAGAGCUUUCGGGAGGAAGGCCUAAUGUCGGCCAGUGACAUCACCACGGACGGGAACGCCAACACGCCGGAGAAGUCGUCCGUGCUGGAGGACGGCCAGCGGAAGAACCCCGGCAUUCGCCAGCGCCGCUGA
Plasmodium vivax (malaria parasite P. vivax) is the source of this 630-nucleotide messenger RNA. RefSeq lists its product as hypothetical. The transcript has a single exon. NCBI's taxonomy places the organism in Eukaryota, Apicomplexa, Aconoidasida, Haemosporida, Plasmodiidae. The record is from RefSeq and is a predicted model, not a curated record. The coding region runs from base 1 to 630 and encodes 209 amino acids.